GCGGCGGCAGGGCCCCAGGGGCGGGAGCAGGAUGUGAGCAGAAUCAUCCAAGCCCUAAACAAGUGCCUUGCUGCUCUUCCUCGGCAGCUGCUCCGGAAUGUCGGGGGCAUCGGAGUGUCAGGACAGAUGCAUGGAGUCGUGUUUUGGAAAACAGGCCAAGGUUGUGAAUGGACAGAGGGAGAGGCCACCACUGUGUUGGAGCCCAGAGCCGUGAGCCACCUGGUCACUUGGCAAGAUGGCCGAUGUAGCAGUGAGUUCCUGGCUUCUCUGCCCAAGCCAGAGUCCCAUCUCAGUGUGGCCACGGGGUUUGGCUGUGCAACCAUCUUCUGGCUUUUGCAAAAUAGCCCAGAGUUCCUGAAGUUCUACGAUGCAGCCGGCACCAUCCAUGACUAUGUGGUUGCCAUGCUGUGUGGCCUGACAAGACCCCUGAUGUCUGAUCAGAAUGCCGCUAGCUGGGGAUAUUUCAACACCCAGAGCCAAAGCUGGAACUUGGAGAUACUGAGGGGUGUGGGUUUUCCCGUCCACCUGCUCCCAGACAUCGCUGAGCCUGGCAGUGCAGCAGGCAGAACUUCCCACAAGUGGUUUGAAAUCCCAAAAGGGACACAGGUGGGAGUAGCCCUGGGUGAUUUACAGGCCUCUGUCUAUUCCUGCAUGACCCAAAGGACAGAUGCAGUUCUCAACAUCAGCACCUCGGUUCAGUUGGCAGCCGCCAUGCCUUCAGGAUUCCAGCCGGCACAGACUCCAGACCCCAUGGCUCCAGUUGCCUACUUUCCAUACUUUGACAGGACCUACCUGGGGGUGGCAGCGUCCCUCAACGGGGGAAAUGUGCUGGCCACAUUCGUCCACAUGCUGGUUCAGUGGAUGGCAGAUCUGGGCCUGGAGGUUGAAGAGUCCACUGUGUAUUCACGCAUGAUCCAGGCAGCUGUGCCGCAGAAAGAUACCUGCCUGACCAUCACCCCAACAGUGCUGGGGGAGAGACACCUGCCAGACCAGCUAGCCUCAGUAACCAGAAUCUCCUCCUCCGACCUUUCCCUGGGACAUGUGACCAGGGCCCUGUGCCGAGGCAUUGUUCAGAAUCUGCACUCCAUGCUUCCUUUUCAGCAGCUCAUAGAGUGGGGAGUGGAGCGGGUGAUGGGCAGCGGGAGUGCGCUGUCCAGGAACGAGGUGCUGAGGCAGGAGGUGCAGAGGGCUUUCCCGUUGCCCAUGUCCUUUGGACAGGAUGUGGAUGCUGCUGUCGGGACAGGGCUGGUCAUGCUCCAGAGAAGCCUCAACCAGAAGGAGUCUAGUGAGCAAACUCUGCAGACUGCUACAAAUUUUACCUAAUUAACAUCUCUGACAACCUCUGGGUCAUCUUUUCCUGGACAGUUCUGUGGACAGCUUUCAAGCAAUGCUUGUCAUGAGGCACUGUCAUGGCCAAAACUUACCUUCAGGACAUACUGUAAUCAGCCAUGAGUUACCAACCAGAUCCAAAGUUAGUGUCUUCUAGAAGAGACCCACCUGGGAGGUGUUUGCAAAUGUAAAUGUGG
This is a messenger RNA of Carlito syrichta (Philippine tarsier), 1526 nucleotides long. RefSeq names its product sedoheptulokinase (gene SHPK). Gene Ontology annotation, molecular function: sedoheptulokinase activity. Lineage: Eukaryota; Metazoa; Chordata; Mammalia; Primates; Tarsiidae. Bases 127 to 1323 code for a protein of 398 amino acids. The transcript is spliced from 7 exons. Gene Ontology annotation, biological process: carbohydrate metabolic process; cellular response to lipopolysaccharide. The record is from RefSeq and is a predicted model, not a curated record. Gene Ontology annotation, cellular component: cytosol.